Messenger RNA from Beta vulgaris subsp. vulgaris (sugar beet), 1014 nucleotides. RefSeq lists its product as uncharacterized. The coding region runs from base 1 to 1014 and encodes 337 amino acids. The transcript is spliced from 4 exons. NCBI's taxonomy places the organism in Eukaryota, Viridiplantae, Streptophyta, Magnoliopsida, Caryophyllales, Amaranthaceae. The record is from RefSeq and is a predicted model, not a curated record.
AUGGCAAAAACUCCAGAAGCCGCGAAGACAUUGUUGGAUGAUAUGGCUGCCAACAAUUACCUGAAUGACUGGAGUAUAUCUCGUGGAGCCCCUAAAAAGGGAGCUAAAGUUGAUCAGUUGAGUAGCGGACCAGCAGCGCCUAUUUGUGAGAUUUGUGAAGUGCAAGGUUGGAAGCAUCACCCAAAUUUCUCCUACAAAAAUAACCAACCUCAACCUCCACACACCAACUACUCCCAGCCACCUGGUUUCCAACAAAGACCACCAUUCAACCCUUCAUCAUCAUCCUCUCGACCCAACCUUGAGACUAUCAUGGAGAAUUUAGCUUCCUCUCAGGCUAAGCAAGUUGAAUACCAAGCCAAGCAGAAUGAAUUUUUCAACAACUCUCUCCAACAAAUCACUGCUCAUAAUAAAUUGAUGGAGAGUCAGAUGACCCAACUAGCCCAACAAAUAAGCCACCUCUCUAAACCUUCAGGCCAACUUCCUGGGCAAACUGAACCAAAUCCCAAGGGGCAUAUCAAUGCCAUUUCAUUGAGGAGCGGUAAGGAAUUGCAAGAGCCUACAAGGAGGGUAACUGAGCACCACAACACUGCAAAAGAGGUUAUAGAGUUGAGUGAGGAAGUUCAAGAGAAGACGGGUUUGGAAGAUGAAGCUAAGAAGACUAAGAAAGAGGAACCCACUGUCAUUCCUAUUAAACCAUACAAGCCACCUGUUCCGUUCCCUCAAAGAUUGGCACAGAAUACGCUUCCAGAAAAGCUAGGAGAUCCGGGCAGCUAUUCCAUUCCGGUCAAGCUUGGAGAUAUUGCUAUCAAGAAUGCUCUAUGUGAUCUUGGGGCUAGUGUUAGUCUCAUGCCGUUAUCUAUCUGCAAGCAACUCAACAUGGGCGAACUAAAACCCACACGCAUCUCUCUACAACUAGCUGACAGGACAGUGAAGUUUCCACUUGGUAUACUUGAAGAUGUUCCUCUUCGAGUGGGUAAAUUCUUUAUUCCUGUGAUUUUGUCGUCAUGGAGAUGA